UGAUUCUCAUCUUCCACAGACGUCAUUAUAAUAUUCGCAAACGAAGCCAUGAGCUCACUGCGGGACGGCGCGGCGGAAAUUUGAAGCCGUGUGGAAUUCCGGAACUUGUCAGUGGCAGCUUUGGGGGUUCCGUCUUUUAUGUUUUUAUUUUAUUACACUUCUGUAGCGACUGUCGAUUGCCUACGUUUUGUACGGCGCGGCGCGGCGAAGGGAUCUAACGUUCUAGUCUAGACUAUAUCAGCGAUGGUGAUUCAGUUCCUCACAGGGUAGUGUCGAUAGGCGCCGUCUUCCUGGAAACGGGAUCCGCUGGUUCAGAUUGAUGGUUGAUGCUGGUGAUGAUUUGAGAAGUCUGGAGUCGCCCUCUUCACCGACAUGGUUUCGUCACGUUUGCAAUGGCUGCUAGCCGUGCAAGUGCUGAUUGCCCUUAGCAGCCUGGAUUUGUUGGUUUCGAGUGUUGAAGCAACUCCACGUCAUUUCUUCAAAGGGCAGAAAACCCAAAAAACAAAUGGGCUUGACAGUAGUGGUCCAGCAGGAUUAGCUUCCAAGAUACACGAGGAAAGCACUUCAAAGGAAGUGGAACAGUUUACAGCGGAGCAGCUGAGCAGCAGCGAAGAUUUCAGGACGUAUCGUCCACGGCUUCGGUCUGAGAGGGAGAGGUUGCUGCUUGCCAGCACCAGAGCAAAGAAGGCACGUGUCAAGAAACGGUUACCGCCUAAGGCUGCUCCGCCACCUCCUAAGAACAGCCGACGAAUUGUGGCAAUCCCACCUCCACCGCCGCCUCCAAAGAACAUCGGACGAGGGAGAUGCUCACCUUCUCCACCACCUCCACCGCCUACUCCGAUGGCGUCGUACAGCUUGGGGAAGCGAAAUCAUUAAACUGGGACCACUAGCUGGGAUUAUCGUCCCUCGAUUCCAUAUCCGUCCUGCAACGCAAUUGCGUCGCGCAAUGGUCGGUGCCCAUCUUCGCAGUGCCCCCUUGUGAAUGCUUUUGUUUCAAUGCUUUUCUGAUUGCUGUGGGUGCGAUGUCGAGAUCGAAGUGAACUGGCCCAUGUCUAGAUUGAUUGUGUAUCUUUCCGCAUCGGUGCCCUUGUUCUCUACUGAUCUUGUUACACCCCGCACCCUUGACCUCAGAUUCGUAUAAUUCUUUACGACAUUAGUCGUAGUUAGGGCCCAUAGUCGAAUUCUUACGUAAUACAUGUAUACGCUAGUGAAAUCUUACGAUGUUUGGUGUUGAAAUCGAUUAUGGCCAUUCUGCUUUAAUCUUCCAUUUUGAAGGUAUUUCUCACUGUGCUGUUUCGGAGACGACGGUUUGACUUACUUUAUAAGCGCUGCUUGUCUUAACCUCUUCCGAAGCAUUCCUUGUGGUCUUAAAUCUAGAGUGUAGUUGAGAUAAAGCAAGUUGACAAUGAAAACCGUCCAGUGUGUCUCUUGUUUUUCUCCCAUGUGGAUUCCGUUUUUAUUCAGAUGUUUACAGCGUAUUCGAUUUAUAAUCUAUCUCUCUUCUGUGUUGAUUACAA
Molecule: messenger RNA, 1517 nt
Organism: Physcomitrium patens
Lineage: Eukaryota; Viridiplantae; Streptophyta; Bryopsida; Funariales; Funariaceae
Source: RefSeq, a predicted model, not a curated record